CCCGACUUUCCCGCCAUUCCCCGGCUGUUUUUCCGGAACGUUCCAGGGAUCCUGGUGUGCCACUACCUGCAGUCGGUGACGCCGCAUUUGGCGCUGGGGGCCGAGCUCGUUUAUCACCGGCGCCCCGGCGAGGAGGGAGCCGUUCUCUCCUUGGCCGGGCGCUACUCAGCUCCGGCGUGGAUCGGGACGGUGACGCUGGGCCAGGCCGGGGCUCACCUGACCUACUACCACAGGGCCAGCGAGCAGCUGCAGGUGGGGGUGGAGUUUGAGGCCAGCACGAGGCUGCAGGACUCGAGCGUCGCCUUCGGGUACCAGCUGGAGCUGCCCCGCGGGAACCUCCUGUUCCGAGGCUCCCUGGACAGCUCGUGGCAGGUGGGGGCCGUGCUGGAGAAGAAGCUGCCGCCCCUCCCCCUCACGCUGGCCCUGGGAGCCUUCAUCAAUCACCGCAAGGAGAAAUUCCACUGCGGCUUCGGCCUCACCAUCGGCUGAGCAUCCUCAUCCUCACCUUCAUCAUCUUCAUCUUCAUCAUCCUCAUCGUCCUCAUCAAU
Molecule: messenger RNA, 548 nt
Organism: Camarhynchus parvulus
Lineage: Eukaryota; Metazoa; Chordata; Aves; Passeriformes; Thraupidae
Product: mitochondrial import receptor subunit TOM40 homolog
Exons: 4
Biological process (GO): protein import into mitochondrial matrix
Cellular component (GO): mitochondrial outer membrane; mitochondrial outer membrane translocase complex
Molecular function (GO): transmembrane protein transporter activity
Source: RefSeq, a predicted model, not a curated record